UGUGCCUUUUUUGUGAUCUACAUACUUUUUUUACUCUGCUUUAUUCUGUUUUUUUAUAACUAACAUUCAUAACUGCAUUCUCUUUUGUCUUUGUAUAGAUUUUCAGUCAUACGAACAAGCGCUGAUCUUUCUUAUUCAUCUUCAUGUAAUAAGGAAUUUAUACAGGGAGCAGAAUGACAACUAGUAUCGAAAACUAUUCACGAGAAGAAGCUGUAACUGAUAUUUUAUUAAUCAGGUUACCUGCGAAAUCAUUGUUGCGAUUCAAAUGUGUAUGUUCAAGUUGGCGUGAUCUUAUUAAAAGCGAAAGUUUUAUCAAGAAGCACUAUGAUUGUGAGAGUAAUCGUCCUCGUCUCUGGAUUUGUAAAUUCGGUGUUAACUAUACGCUAUCGCCCCCUUUAAGAGCUCUUACGUGCUUCUUGUUGCCUGAUAAAUUAAUUAACGGCAUUGUCCCUACCAGUCAGAGGGUGUACCGUUGCGAAGAUGUUGAUGAUUUCAGAGGACUUUAUGGUCCAGUUAAUGGAUUGAUCCUGUUAAUGAAAGGACAUUAUCUAUGUAAUGUUCGUUUUGCUUGGUGGAACCCUGCUAAUAAAGAAUGUAGGAUUAUUCCUAUAGUUGAAUUUGAGCUUGAACGAUUCUUCGAUGAGCAUGAUACUGUAACUGCGGUAGGGUAUGAUGCUGUGAGCCAAGACUACAAAGUCCUAAGUCUUCGAGUGUACACGAAUGAACAUAAAAGAGAGAUUCAUCCAAGGACAUUUGGUGCUGUUUAUUCGAUGAACAACGACUCCUGGAAGCACAUUGAGCCUAAUUUCCAUUACAACGAUGCCUUGUAUGAGUCCCAGGGUUGCACUCAUAUAGACGGGGUCUAUUACUGGUUAUGCCUUAUCAGAGGCGUUGGCUAUGUUUUAUCAACAUUUGAUUUCACAACGGAAACGUUUGGGCAAAUGGAAGGACCACCAAUUCCAAAAAAUCAUUGGGGGACUCUAAUGAUGCGCGUUGGAUCUCUUGCUGCAAUGUCUAGUGACCAACUGUCAGAAUCUGAAACGUCUUGUUACGAUGUAUGGGCUAUGAUCGGAGAGAAUAAUUGGAUCAAAAUCAAUACAGUAAUUCUGCCUAUGAGAUGUCAUUCGCCUCUUGGCAUGUGGGGCUAUGAUAAGUACAUCUUUGAAUUGAAUCGAGCUUACAAUUUGGCGUAUUAUGACUCCACAGCUAAACAAACUACAAAUUUUGGUUUACAUAUGACUGAAGGAUGCUCUGGUAGUGUUUAUGCUAUUAGUUAUAAAGAGAGUUUAGUACCAAUAAACAGAGAAAAUUCAACUGAGGAGGAUACUGUUGAAUACUUCUUGAUAACGUUUUAAACAUUCUUCUUGUUCGAUCGCCUAGAUUUGGUUUCGUUUUGUAGUCGUUCACAAAAUUAUUCAAACUUAGCUUUUAGAUGAAGCAGUCACAUUGUUAGUUAGUGAACGUAUGGCACAAAAGUUUAUUAAAUUAUGUUUAUGAUUUAUAUGAAAUAUAUGUAUGCACUUGUUUUUCCUCUAA
Molecule: messenger RNA, 1536 nt
Organism: Solanum pennellii
Lineage: Eukaryota; Viridiplantae; Streptophyta; Magnoliopsida; Solanales; Solanaceae
Product: F-box/kelch-repeat protein At3g23880-like
Exons: 2
Coding region: 174-1355 (393 amino acids)
Molecular function (GO): protein binding
Source: RefSeq, a predicted model, not a curated record